AUGCACACUCGUAUCGUAAUCGUCGGAGGCGGCGCAGCUGGAAUAAGCACGGCACAGGCGCUGGCCAAGAAUCUGAACCAAUCGGAUGAUACAGACGUCGUUCUUCUGGAAAAAUCCUCCUACUUCUACCAUGUCGUGGGCGCCCCGCGAGCCUUUGUAGACGCUGACUACACGAGCAAAAUGUUCAUUCCGUUUGACAACGCUAUUCCCAAGAGUGCAGCCAAUUAUGUGCGUGUCGUGCGUGGCGUGGCCAUGCGCAUAUCAGUCGACCCGAACGAGGUGUCGUACCACGCAAUUGACGGCAACGACAAGGAGACAGAUGAGACGGAAAAACUGCAGUUCGACUACCUCGUGCUGGCUACCGGGAGCACCUACUCCGUGCCGGUCAAACCUGGCAUCGAUGACUUUGCUCGCCUGGCCGUGGAAGUCAAGCUGCAAGAAGUCCGUUUCCAUAUCGAGAAAGCAGAGAAGGUCGUAGUCGUGGGCGGAGGCGCCGUGGGCUGUGAAGUGGCAGCUGAAGUCAAGUCCAAGUGGCCGAACAAGUCCGUAACGAUUGUGCAUGCAAGCAAGAGACUCGUCUCCGGGAGCAAUCUCAAUGACAAGUUCUAUGUCAAGCUGAACAGCUCGCUGCACAAACUCGGUGUGAAGGUGAUUUUAGGAGAACGUUUGACAAAACGUCUUCAUGGCAAUGUGUUCGAAAAGUGUACGUUGCGUACCGAUAAAGGCACGGAACUUGAAGCAGAUGUCCAGCUUCUUUGUGGUGGAUUUAGUCCUAUUGUCACUUUGGUUCAAGAGCUUGAUGCGUCCCUGAUCACGCAACGUGGGGCAGUCAAAGUAAACAGUCAGUUGCAGGUGGAAGGUGAGAAAUACGCGCAUCUUUUUGCGCUAGGCGAUAUGUGCAGCCACCCGGCACCGAAGAUGGCCUUUAUCGCUGGGGAGCAGGGCAAGUUCCUAGCUGGUGAGCUGGCCGCAGUGAUCCGCAAGAAGCAGCCAGGAUUUACGAACCCGUUCAAGGUGCCAGCGGUUGCCGCAAUGAUCUUGCCAUUAGGUCCAUCAGGAGGUGUAUCGCAACUGCCGGUGUGGGGUGGUGUCGUUGUCGGCGACUGGAUCACAUGGUUUCUUAAAUCCAGAGACUACUUUGCCGGCCGCAUCUGGGCUAGUGUAGGCGCGACAGUCUCAAACUAA
Molecule: messenger RNA, 1185 nt
Organism: Hyaloperonospora brassicae
Lineage: Eukaryota; Oomycota; Peronosporomycetes; Peronosporales; Peronosporaceae
Source: the annotation of a GenBank genome assembly